Molecule: messenger RNA, 6187 nt
Organism: Topomyia yanbarensis
Lineage: Eukaryota; Metazoa; Arthropoda; Insecta; Diptera; Culicidae
Exons: 2
Biological process (GO): synapse organization
Cellular component (GO): neuron projection membrane
Source: RefSeq, a predicted model, not a curated record
UCCCCACGGCGACCAUCAUUGGUGGUCCGGAUUUACACGUCGACAAGGGCAGCACCAUCAAUUUGACCUGUGCCGUCAAGUACAGCCCGGAACCACCGGCAUACAUUUUCUGGUACCACCACGACGAGGUCAUCAGUUACGACUCGAGCCGCGGUGGCGUGUCUGUUAUUACCGAGAAGGGAGAUGUUACCACAUCCCACCUGCUAAUCCAGAAUGCUGACUUGGACGAUUCCGGCAAAUACAGCUGUUCGCCGUCCAAUGCAGAUGUGGCCAGCGUGCGGGUUCACGUGUUGAACGGCGAACAUCCAGAGGCAAUGCAAACUGGAGCCGCUUCUCAGCUUGGCAAGCGGCAAGGUUUCCCAUUUCUGCUGGUGAUCUCCUUCGGAACCAUACUCACCAGUUGGCUGCUUCUGAUCCGAUGGCAGAUGAAUGGUAUUCGAUUGGCAAUUUCGCCCUGUUGGUCACGACGGUUCACAAGCGAUGAGUGGAAAUCCCCCAACAGCCAUUUGUCUCGGCAGUUCGAUGGUACACCGGUUCGACAACGAAAAAAACAAUCCUCAACACAGCCAUCGCCACCAUUGAUGGCGGCUAGUGCUGAGUUGAAUGUCGAAAGCACCUAUCCACCCAGUCGUCAGUGGAGUGGUAGAUGAUAGAACAUCGCCAUUGGAAGCUAUAGUAACAUUGCCGGAGAGCCUAGCCAGCAGACAGCCACCCACAUAGCACCACCCCACCAGGAAUCAACAUCACCAUCGAUGUGGUAUCCCUCGGAACGAAGAAGGCAUCAAGACGAGUUGUAAAAAAAUGUAGACAAAAUUACACAAGCGUUGUGCAAUCUGAGAAAAUUCCUCUUCGCAAAACCGCAUUUAGCAAAAAAAAUGUGCAAUCUCAGGAUGACAUUUUUAUGCAAGUGUAAAGUGUUCCGUUCAGCAUUAAGAUGUGAUGAAAAUUUCCACCUUUUCUUCGACUAAAAUUUAUUUGAAAGUUAAAUAGGUUCAAAAUUUGUCGUAGAUUGCAUAAAAAUGCUAUUCCUGCUAGGCAUGAUAACCGCACACUAAACCGUACUUGAUUACGCUGUGAAACACAGAAGAGGGAAUACGAGAAAGAAAAAUCUGUUUUCGUUUUUCAUUGCCUUUUCCAUCGGAAAAAAGAACCGAAUGGAAAUAAAAUACAUAGACGAAGUAUGAAAGUAACAAAUAUCCGUAGGUAUCAUCCUCAUUCCUCUGUUGGAUUACUGACGGGGGGCGAGAGUAAAAAAGGAUUGAACAAGUUUGUAAAAAGUGCAUUCCAAAAUGAAAGUUAAGAGAAAAUAAGAGCAAAGGACAUUUUUUUUAUUCCGCAAAUGUUUCGCUGAUGAGUUUGCAACAAGGUCAGUGAAAGACUGCAUCGUAUAAACAAUUUCAUUCAGUUCUUUACGUUUGUUAGGUUUAAUUACAGAAACGGUCCAGAGCUGAACAAUUUCAGUGGUGUCAGCUGAUAGUUGAUAUCCUCCUGCAUUGAGCCUUUUCGGAGGAAUAUCAAUUCAAUAGUAACAUUUCACUUACUGAACGAUAGUGUACUAAAUUAUUCAAGCAAGAAAAUUUAAAGAUGAUGAUGGUGGAUAUAAGAUAGAAUGUCGGACCAAGGUUGGACUAUCGUCGGACCAAUAUCGGGUAAUGUUGGAUCAAUAUCUGACUAAUGUCAUUCCAACGUAGGACCAUACCGUCAUAGGACUUGACGAUGGGAAAACUAUCCUUUUAAAUGUGUUCGAGAUCAUGGUCGUAUCCAUCACAAAAAGUUUGUUUUCUAGACACAGGAGAUCUCUUGUAAAAUCAUAAGUUUUUCGUGAAAUUAUUCACGAACACAAAUUUGGAUCUUCUAGGAACAUUGCCACGAGUAGGAGUAGACCUUGUAGAAUUUGAGACCAGAGAUUUGCUUGAAAUUCUCAGGGUUGUUUACUUGCUCGGUAACUUGCGUGCGGUACAGCAUUCAGUUUUUUCGUGAAAUCAUAAUCCGAGGUACUGGGAUCAGCCUUGAUUUUUUGAAUGACCUGCAACCGGAGUUGACAGUAAACGGCUCCACUCCGACACUCGGGUUGCACUUUUCUCCUUCUGCAUGAGAAAUAUCUCGGAACUACGUGACGAAUUACUCUAAAAUAAAUAGCUAUCAUAUUCGACCACUGGGAGCGCUGUUAUCACCAAAUUUAAGUUUCUCAUUUUUAGCUCUUAGAACUAAAUAUUUUCAGGUCAUCACGAUGACACCAUAGAGAAAUUUUACAAACAAAACGGCUUGUAUCGAAUGCACCAAAGAUCGAUUGUCCUAGGUGCCUUUCUUGAGUGAAACUACAUUUGAAAUUUCAUCUAAGAUUGAGCCGACCCUAUAUGGAAAAUUAUCGGAUUUCAACCAACUGACCAACAACUGGAAAACACAGCAUGUUGUCGCAUAUCAACAGCUACUUGGACUUGUGCUAAUUUUCCUCUUAUUUCUUCUUUUGGUGUAUUUCUGGAAAUACCACCUCGAAAGGGGAAACUGGCCUCAAGGGAUCAGCUGGAAUUCUCUUAACAUCUUGAUCUGUAUUUCAUGAAACGAGGAAUUUACUUCAAUCAAUGAAAGCCAAAGGAUCAAUUUGAAGGUUACCUCGGCCUAGUAGACCAUCUGAAAAUUUUAAUAAAAAGUCUACUGACUGACGGCAUUUGUUUAGAUAAAUGGUAGCUGGUAUUCGCGUAUCUUCUCAGUUUGGCAAAAAACAGCAAUCAUGCAAAUAAAUAUUGUUAUACGCUGUUGUCGAAAAUUCGGCAUAUAUAUUAGACCGGCAACUUUUUUCAUUUUUUCGGAACACUGCUAAAUGAAGUUGUAAUUAGCUCUACAAACCAUAUGCAAAAUAUGGGUAUUUUUCUGUACCUCUGGUUCAUUCACAAGAGUUUAAAUGUUUCUAUGGUGAAAUAUAUGGAAAAUCGGAAAUAAAAAAUCAAAAUAUAAUAUAAAUUCCCAAAGCUAUUCUGCAUACCUAAAAUUUUCAUAUAGUGUAAAAUUGUUAACCCUAGAACGUUGUACUAGGGUACAAAUGUACCUCACGCCUUCUUUGGAGCCGUGUGAAGAGGAGAAUUCGGCAUUUACCGACCUGGGACCUUAACCAUAAUUCAGGAAGCAGGAGUCAAAGUUGGCGUGGGGUACAUUUGUACCCUAGUGUACGGUUGACGUUAGUGUUUCGUCAGAUUUCGUGCUGUCGGUGGAAAUGUGACUCGUGACAGUACCAGUUUAAAUACUGGUUGUUUUAUUACGUAAGUAACAAUUAGUAUUAUGUAAUCGUUUUUAAUCAUUUAUUCAAUAAAUUUAAAUUAAUUUUGAAGUAGUAAAAUUUAUUAAAUUCAUUCUCAGUUACGCAGUUUUUUUUCUCUUUUAUAGUUUAUUAAAAUAAUACCUCGCAAGUAUAAUUUGCGCGCUGUAACUGCUAUAACAGUAACGUAGCGUGUAACCAAUGUAUUGCAUUUCAGAAAUAUUUUUUUCAUUUCAAUUUCCAUCCAUUUCGUGGUAUUUUCCAAAACCCUAUUUUUCAGCAUUCACUCUUCCAAAUAACUGUACUUUUUCGAAAACAUCGAAAUUCCAUUUUAUACUGUUUCUAGACCAUUCUUUCAACUUUUAGAAUCGUUUGAUGUUUUUCAAAUCAGUUGAAAAUUCGCAAAGUUAUGGUAAUUUUUGUGUAAAAUGUCACAUCCAGGAUUCUUUCACUUUUUUGUUAUUUAAACCAAAUUAUGUAUCAUUGAUUCCACAAAUUCCGUACUUUCACUUACACAACUGUUUUCGCAAUUAAAAAACGAAGAAAAUUUUUGAAAAUGUCCUAUUCUAAAUUUGUGCGAGAAACUGAGGAUAACAUUAUAUCAGAAUAUCUUUUCAACCUAAAGUCAGAUCUACUUGCUGUCUUCUGCAAUGUUGAACCCUUCAUCGUCAGCUAUACAUCUAGAGGAUUUUUAGGAACCAUACGAUAAUGUUGGCAUUUUUUACUGAAUUUGUUAAUUCCAUUACCGAUAUUUCAUAUAUUUUUACAUUCACAUAUUUUUACAUGCAAACUUAAAUAUUUGAAAUGGAGCUUCUGCAGCUAAUUACCGUUCAAUUGAGUGCUGUUUCGAAAAAAAAGUCAAUUUUCGUGCCGCUCUAAAGUAUAUGUUGUGACGUUGAGCGUAAACCAGUGCAUGCUAAUGAAUCGAAUCAAUUUUCAUCCACUUUAGCGAUUAUUUCACGGCCCCUUUGUGGAAUAGAAACUUCCACAAUUAUAAUAAGAUUGCUAAAUCAUGCAAUUUUCAAAACCCUACUUGAUGCUGGCGCUGAUGAUGAUGAUGAUAAUGAUAACUCAGGUUGUUAUCCAUUUGGUCACUUUAAAAGUUUAAAAUUCAAAAUUUAAACCUAAAAAUUUUCCCCUGGACACUCUGGUGACAAUUGAGGCAUGAAACAGAAAACUAUUCAUGCAAUCGGUGAAAGCAAAUUGAAAACUCAUUGAGAUCGUGAAAUUUCUUGUAGUAUACAGCAAAGUAUGAUCAGCCAAAUAAAUAAAAAAAAUAAAAUCAGAACAAGAUUUUGAAUUUCUUCUUUAACAUUUACAACUUAAAAUCAAAUUAAGAUUUCAUAAGAUACACACCAAAAAAAUCUGAAUUUUAUCGUUAACGUAAUUGCAAACAUGCCACAAUUCAACAAACCGUAAUUUACGAAAUGACAGAACAUUACCGUGUUCCAUUUAAUUUUACAUGAAACAUAUACUUUACAUGCGCAAUGACUUAAAAUUACACUUUCUACCAUUCAGAACAAACGCUGUAUGUGGAGUAAAAUUACAUGAUUUACGAAAUUAAACGUCAUGUAAAAUUAAAAUCAAACGUAAAACUAAGUCAUUUUUGAUGCUCGUAUAUGUCAUGGUCAGGAGACGUAAAUUUACACUAUUUUUUCUAGGUGUGUACCAUUAAAAUGUUAUGUCGUCUUUCUGUAAUUCCAAUGUUAGAUUUUAAUCGGGAAGCAGCACGCUUAUACAGGGUGUUUGGUUCAUGGUUAAGAAUCUCUCGGGGGGUAAUAGACUGCCAUAUUUGAAGAAAAAAAUUGUUCUACACAUACCAUCAACCGUUACAGAGUUAUUGAACUUUUUGUGUAAAAACUUAUUUGUCUUAAAAUACCUCUAACUUUAAAAGUAUACUUUGUAUUUUAAAUGUUUCAGUUCCAUUCGAAAGGUGAAAAAAUUUACUAAUGAAUGGUGUUCUCAUAUCUUUUAAGUAAUUUGUUUUAAUUACCUUUUAGCUGUAAAGUAGUUAAAAGUUAGUGUUUUUGAGGAGGUUUUUGCUAAUUUUCUCGAAAUAAUGAAGUAUUAUUAUAGCAAUAUCCAUUAUCCAAAAGUUGGGUUUUAGGACGAUUCAUAAUUUGUUCUUGGACGUCAUAUUUCUAUCUCUUCUCAUUUCUUUGUAAUUUCAUUACUAUACUUUUCCUGUAACCGACUUGCAAGUGCUUAAAAGAAUCUAAUCUGAAAAAUAUGCUUUAUAUCGUUAUUUACAAGAUUUCAUUGGAAAGCUGAGAAAAUGUCCUAUCAGUGUACAAAUAUCAUUUAGUUAAGUGUACUAAAUGAUUUUUUACUAACGAAAUAACUCAAAAUAUGUGUUUUUUGGAGUUUUUUUAAUUAUUCUAAUUAUUAAUGAAAUUGUUUAAUUUUCAAUAAAUUACUUUGAAAAGACUACUUAAACUCAUUAGCUGAAACAUGUGAGGGCGUCACUCAAUUCGAAAUUUUCUCACCUUUCGAAUGGAACUGAAACAUUUAAAUUACAAAGUAUACUUUUAAAGUUAGAGGUAUUUUAAGACAAAUAAGUUUUUUUUACUAAAAGUUCAAUAACUCUGUAACGGUUGAGAUUUGAUGGUAUGUGUAGAACAAUUUUUUUCUCCAAAUAUGUCAGUCUAUCACCCCCCGAGAGAUUCUUAACCAUGAACCAAACACCCUGUAUAUUAACACUACUGAAAAUAUUUCCUAGCCGACUAACUGAAACAAAGUGUUAAGUGAACGAGCUAGUGUGCAUUGUUUCAAGAACAAAAUUAUUGUAAUAGUUUUCGAAAUAGCGCUGCAUCGACCCAACACCUCGGUCGUUGACUUCUAAUUUGUUACUAAACGACUGAAUCUUCGUGAGUUGGAGUGUUUUCUGACGGUGAAAGUGAAGCUUAGGUUUAUGGAAGUCGACUAUCUUCAGUA